Molecule: messenger RNA, 882 nt
Organism: Protopolystoma xenopodis
Lineage: Eukaryota; Metazoa; Platyhelminthes; Monogenea; Polystomatidea; Polystomatidae
Source: the annotation of a GenBank genome assembly
AUGGUCUCUUUAGAUAGGUCCGUUGUGGGUCUUGAACUCCUCACUUUUGUCCCAAACACAGACAGACUGGACUCACUCCAAACCUCGGAAGUCAGGCAUCAGGCCGGGCAAUGCGAUGACUGGUACAUCGGAAGACUGGACGCCAGUGAUCACAGUCGUUCAUCAUUCUCUGUUGCCAAGGCCUCCGGUCGUCGGGAGCCUGGUGUGAUGACAUCUGCAGACCAUACUCGUCGGUGCUUUGGGAUUAUUUCCUCAUGUCAAUUUGGCUUUGGCGCAAUUUGGGCCAUCUGUGGUGUUAGAGAUUGCCCAAUGCUUUACUUUGGCCUAGAAUGGCCCACUUGUUUCCCUCUUUUGGAUUUACCGCUUGUCUGCAGUGGCAAAAGAGACUGUCUUCACCAUUCGGCAGCUAUUGCCAGUUGUGCACUGUUGCCUGAACAACCAUGGCGACAGGAGUUCGUUCAAUCGACUGGCAUCGAAGUCACCCUCACGUUGCCGGGCUCUGCACGGGCGACUAAGAGACUGGCCCUUCUCCAGCCACUUUUCUGUCAGACCCUUUGUCCUCCAACACCGGCACAAACGCCAUCAUUUUAUUGGUUGCCAGGCCAACAGAUCAGCCAAGGCUUGAUAGGCAAAACUGGUAGUUGGCCUGGCGAGGGGUCAAAGAGUGAAGAGGGCUGCAUGCUCGUCUCUGGGGCAAUGUUGGCCCAUCCUGGAUCCAGCAGCUUAAAGCACACGGUUGCAGGAAUUCCGUGUCACCAUGGCAUCACGCAGACGUACCAUAAUCAGCAAACCGACAUGUCUAGUCUCUGGCCCCUUCUGGCCGUUCGACUCAAUUCCCUUUUGUAUGUAAGUAGAGUUUCGAGACUACCGGUAAAUCAGUAG